Akanthomyces muscarius is the source of this 510-nucleotide messenger RNA. RefSeq lists its product as uncharacterized. Lineage: Eukaryota; Fungi; Ascomycota; Sordariomycetes; Hypocreales; Cordycipitaceae. The record is from RefSeq and is a predicted model, not a curated record. The transcript is spliced from 2 exons. Gene Ontology annotation, biological process: autophagy of mitochondrion; nucleophagy; autophagosome assembly. The coding region runs from base 1 to 510 and encodes 169 amino acids. Gene Ontology annotation, cellular component: cytoplasm; phagophore assembly site membrane; Atg12-Atg5-Atg16 complex.
AUGGCCAGCAGAGCGCCGACCGCGCCCGAGCAGGCAGCCGCCGCGACAUCAGGCACCUCAUCGCCCAGCAUCUUGCCCGCUAGCGAGGACGUGUCCCCUGCAGAGGAAGGCAACGAAAGGGAGGAGGAGGAGACGGAUAUUCCGCUGACCAUGGCCGCGUCGGUGGUGCUGGCGGACCUCCCGCAGUCGGCGGUCUCGGCGCUGGAGCAGACAGCGGCGGCGACAGGCCCGCAGGCGGAGCGCAAGGUGGUGGUGAGGUUCAAGGCGGUCGGGUCGGCGCCGCAGCUGGCGCAGGACGUGUGCAAGAUAUCGGCGGCGCGGCGCUUCGAGGAGGUGGUGCGGUACCUGCGGCGGAAGCUGCGGUGCAAGGACACGGACAGCGUCUUCCUGUACGUGAAUAGCGCGUUUGCGCCGAGUCUGGACGAGGUGGUGGGCAACUUGCAUCAGUGCUUUAAGAGCGGUCAGGAUCAACUGGUUGUUGCUUAUUCAAUGACGCCAGCCUUUGGCUGA